UUCUCAUGGAGGAUUUUCAGGAACUAACAGGAAAGCAGGAGAAGCUCUGAAACUUUACACGCUCUGUCGCGCUGCGUGUGACGCGCGGCCUCUCGAGAGUGUUUGGAGUGGAUUUGGACUAUAUUUUGGACUAUAAUUCGUUGUUUCGGCGAUGGCCGGUGUGUGUGCUCCGGUUCCGCCGCUCUGGUAUCACCGGGAUCUGAGUCGCGCGGCGGCGGAGGAGCUGCUGGCGCGCGCCGGGCGGGACGGGAGUUUCCUCGUGAGGGACAGCGAGAGCGUGAGCGGCGCAUACGCGUUAUGCGUGCUGUUUCAGAAACACGUCCACACAUACAGGAUUCUACCUGAUGAGGAGAACUUCCUGGCAGUGCAGACAUCACAGGGCGUUCAGCCAAAACGCUUUAAGACUCUUCCUGAGUUGAUUCAGUUGUAUCUUCAGCCGAGUCAAGGGCUGGUGACCACACUGCUGUUUCCAGUGGAGAGAGAAGAAACCACAGAGGAAAAAGAUUACUCUGAUGGUGAGGAUGAAAAGCCACCCCUCCCUCCACGUACUGCCUCUACUAGCAGCCCUGCAGGCUCCGCCCUCACUACUCCAGACACGCCCCCUGAGAAUGUAACGGCGUCCAACGGUUUGAGCACCAUCUCUCACGAGUAUCUCAAGGGCAGUUACGCUCUCGACCUGGAGGCCGUGAAACAGGGCGCACACAACCUGCCACACCUCAACAAAACACUGGUGGCGUCCUGCAAACGACUGCAUGGAGAGGUGGAUAAGGUUUUGUGCGGUCUGGAGAUCUUGUCGAAGGUUUUCGAUCAGCAGAGCGCCUCCAUGGUGUCCAGAAUGAUCCAACAGUCGAUGUCUCAGGGUGGAGAUCAGGAGUUGGAGCAUCUGGUCACUAAACUGGCCAUCCUCAAAGAUCUGCUGUCAUCUAUAGAGAAGAAGGCUCUGAAGGCGUUACAGGAUAUGAGCUCCACUGCUCCGCCCAUCUCACCUCUGCUGACCAUCAGACACAACAAAACUAUUCCUGUACAAACCUUUGAGGUAAAGCUGGACGUGUAUUUGGCCGAUUUGACAAAGAUCGGGAAGAGUCAGAAAUAUUCACUCAGUGUGGACGUGGAAGGCGGGAAACUGGUGGUGAUGAAGAAAAUGAAAGACGCACAAGAAGACUGGAACACAUUCACCCACGACAAGAUACGGCAGCUCAUUAAGUCUCAGCGUGUGCAGAAUAAACUUGGAAUCGUCUUUGAGAAGGAAAAAGACAAAAGUCAGCGGAAAGAUUUCAUCUUUGCCAGUGCUAAAAAAAGGGAAGCGUUCUGUCAACUGCUGCAACUCAUGAAAAACAAACAUUCCAACCAGGACGAGCCGGAUAUGAUUUCAGUCUUUAUUGGGACAUGGAACAUGGGUGGCGUUCCCGCUCCAAAAUCGAUGGGAUCGUGGAUUUUAUCUCGUGGUUUGGGGAAAACCCUGGAUGAGAUGGCAGUUUCAAUACCUCACGACAUCUACGUCUUCGGUACGCAGGAGAAUUCGGUGUUUGAUAAAGAUUGGGUGGAGACGCUCCGCUGUACCCUCAAAGAGUACACAGAGAUCGACUAUAAACCGAUAGCCGUACAGACGCUGUGGAACAUUAAGAUUGUGGUGUUGGUGAAGGCAGAACACGAGAACCGCAUCAGUCACGUGGGAAUGUCCAGCGUCAAAACAGGAAUCGCCAAUACACUCGGAAACAAAGGGGCAGUGGGCGUGUCUUUCAUGUUUAAUGGAACAUCAUUCGGCUUCGUUAACUGUCACCUGACGUCCGGCAAUGAAAAAAUCCACAGACGGAACCAGAAUUAUCUAGACAUCCUGCGUCAGCUGUCAUUGGGGGAUAAGCAGCUAAACUCCUUUGACAUUUCACUGCGAUUCACACACCUGUUCUGGUUCGGUGAUCUGAACUACCGUCUGGACAUGGACAUACAGGAAAUCCUGAACUACAUCAACAGGAAGGAGUUUGAACCGUUGUUGAAGGUGGACCAGCUAAAUCUGGAGAGAGAGAAGAACAAGGUCUUCCUGCGAUUCGCGGAGGAGGAGAUCACUUACCCCCCCACAUAUCGCUACGAGCGCGGGUCACGUGACACAUACGUGUGGCAGAAACAGAAAGCUACGGGGAUGCGGACGAACGUUCCUUCAUGGUGUGACAGAAUUCUCUGGAAAUCUUAUCCUGAGACCCACAUAGUCUGCAACUCUUAUGGCUGCACUGAUGAUAUCGUCACCAGCGAUCACUCGCCCGUGUUCGGCAUGUUUGAGGUCGGCGUCACCUCACAGUUUGUCUCUAAGAAAGGGCUGCCGAAGUCUUCAGAACAGGCACAUAUCGAGUUUGAAAACAUUGAAGCCAUUGUUAAAACCGCCAGCAGAACCAAGUUCUUCAUUGAGUUUUAUUCCACGUGUCUAGAGGAGUUUAAGAAGAGUUAUGAAAAUGACACUCAGAGCAGCGACAACAUUAAUUUCCUGCGUGUGGGCUGGUCGUCUAAACAGCUGACGACGCUGAAGCCCAUCCUGUCUGAUAUUGAGUAUCUACAAGAUCAACAUCUGCUGCUCACUGUGAAAUCUCUGGACGGAUACGAGUCAUACGGUGAGUGUGUGUUGGCACUGAAGUCGAUGAUUGGCAGCACAACGCAGCAGUUUCACACAUAUCUGUCUCACCGCGGUGAAGAGACCGGAAACAUCCGUGGGUCCAUGAGGGUCAGAGUGCCGUCAGAACGCAUGGGCACCAGAGAACGACUCUAUGAGUGGAUCAGUGUUGAUAAUGAUGAGACUGGUGGACCAAAAGGCAGAACGCUGCCAACUAGAGCCGGACACGAUUAUGUCAAACCAACAACAAGCAGGAAGUUGGGGUCAGCUGACCUCGGGAAAGUGUCAGAGGAGGGUGACAAGAGCAUCAGCGGGCGUCAUAUACACACACACACUACUAAAGACGACAACACACAGAACAGAGGGAAACAGGAUCCUUUUGAAGGUGAUGCCGCAACAUGCAAAAACAGCUUCAAUAACCCCGCCUACUACAUUCUAGAAGGAGUUCCCAACCAAUCAGCAGCUUUGGCCUCUGACAUGCUCCCAAGCUCCGCCCUCCCUCCUGUAUCCAAUAAAACAGCUCCCCUUAUGGGUGGCAUGGGGAAAAACAAGCCACCCAGUGGCAGCUCAGUGCAGGGCCGCAGGCAGACAAGUGGACGCCCGGUUCGCCCCAUCAGCGAGGAAGGGUCCUCAGAGGAUGACGCCAACAUCGGUGGUCACAUCGGGUCGCUAAAUCGCCCUCCGCCUGAUUUCCCCCCUCCCCCACUACCCAAAGGAGCUCUAGAGAUGGCGGAAAACUCCUUUGGCAAACCACGGAUGUUUCCGGAUCUCGCCGAUGUCCUGCCCGCGUCUGCGGUUACUUCAAAACCUCUGUCAUCUCCCAGUUUCAUACCUCCCUCUGGAGGAGGCGUGGCCUUCUGCCUGGAAUCUCCGCCCAUGCUGAACCCAAGUGACACCCCAUUUCGUCGAGGGGGCGGGGCUUCGGGACUGGAUGACCAGUCGUGUUCAGUGUUGCAGAUGGCCAAGACGUUGAGUGAAGUGGAGUAUCCGUCAGGGCGAGAGCGGGGAUGCACUGGGGGGGUGAUGAAGGGGGCGGGCGCUCCUCACCUGCGCGGUCUGACCUUCCCCCCACGCUCCAUACAGGAGGAGAGCAUCGCAGAAGACCUGCCUGAGGAGGGUCUGUGGCACGCAGGCAGCAGCUGCAGCAGUCUGUCAGUUGACUGCAGUGUUGGCGAGUGGCUGCAGAGACUCGGCAUGCAGCAUUAUGAGGAGGGACUCCUGCACAACGGCUGGGACGACCUGGAGUUCCUCAGUGACAUCACAGAGGAGGAUCUGGAGGAGGCGGGUGUUCAUGACCCCGCCCACAAGAAGAUCCUAUUGGCCAGUCUGAAGCAGCAGCAGCAGAAAUGAGCCAGUCCCGAUCCGGACGGUCCAAACCGGAUCAAACCAGAACUAUGCCUUUUGAAGCGAAACAUUGCACUGCCAAGUCCUUUUAAUUUAACCUGUUGUUAUAAAGCUGGUUGUUAUCAUUUAUGAUAUUAUUUAAACAAGUCGAUGUGUAAAAAAAAAAAAAAAAUGGAUGUUACACUACAAAGCCCCGCCCACAUCCUGAGAAUACUUCCUGCUGUCUGAAUUUGGAGGAAGUGAUGUCAUCAGAACAUUCCUCACCGUUGUGUUGUUGUGACUGAAGUGUUAAUUAAUAAUUCGUUUUUUGCAUGUUUUAUGACUUUAAAGGAAAGGGAAUUAAGCCGAACUCGGCCGUGACUGAUGCCUAAACAAACUUGAAAGAGUUUUGUCAUUGGUGUUUUAAUAAUUGUGCGUUUCUGUGUGUGUGUUUGUGUUUACGUACACAAGGGACACUCGUAUCACUUCAUUCAGUGUGUCGUUUGUACGUUUAUCUGUCGCGUUUAAUAUUUACAGUCUCGUACAGGCAUUUAAGAUCUUUGCACAGAUCUUAAUGUGUGUGUCUUAUAAAGCGUUCAAUGUCCCACAUGCCUUUAAAUACUUCAUUUCAACAGAAGCAGUUUGGCUCUUUGAUCGGAAACCCUCAUGUCGUUCCAAACCUGUAUGACCUUCUGUCUUCCAUGGAACAUAAAAGGAGACAUUUAGCAGAAUGGUCACAUUGCUAUUUUGCAUAGUGACCACCAGGGGCGAAUCUAGGAUUUCUUAGGGGGGCUCAGCCCCCAAUGACACUAUUAAGUGGGUCACACACCGGACUCGUCUGGCGGACGACAUGGUGAGUUCUAAAAAUUGGAAACAACUGUUUUCAGUGAAGGUACGCACACCGCCGCUGCCACUCGGUGUCUGUCGGCGCCGCCCAGAUAAUGCGGAAGCUGCCACGCCACGGAGUGCAACUCGCGUAUCAUUUUCAAAGGACGUCGAUUAUUUACUUUAGCGUUCUUCAUUCUUGAAGAGGGGAAAAACCUUGGUAACUUUUGUGUGUACUGUCUGCCACCUUAACCGUAUCGACAUGCCAUGUGUUUGAUACUUGUUCCAUGUCCUAACCGCGACGCAACACAGUGUGGCGCUUCUCGUCCGGUGUGCGACCGCCUUCAGAUGUGCACAAUUUUUCUCUUUGUAACUUGAUGGAUGCAAACAAAAGGAUAACAUUGUUGAAUAAGUUUUGCAUUAGUGCAAAAACAGCUUAACUUUAUGUAACACUUUAGUUAAAAACAAGACUCAAGCCAGUAUCAUUCCGAUUAGAUGUGUCAUAUUGGAAACCGUUGCAAAAUAGCCGAUAAACGCACACCUGUGACAUCUGCUUGGAUCUAUAUUAACAUGGAAAAAUACCGUGUUUUUUUGUUUUUUUAGAUGUGCACAUUUAAUGUAUUCCACUCUUUAGCAUAGAUAAGUGUGGGGGGGUUUUCUGUGUUUACAUCAUUCAAGAUAGCUGGCUAAUAUUCAUUCAGAAUUUGGUAAUUUUCUAUAAUAAACACACUUAUAAUGUUAUUAAAAAUCUGAAACCGUUUAAAGAACCAUUCAAAUACUCCUUUUUUUAUUUUACAUUUAUUAACUAAAGAAAUUUGUAUUAUAGAAAAUCAACAACUCGUGAUUCUUUUGAAUUUGUUCAAAAGAGAAAAUCACUCCGAAAAGAGAUUUUAAUUUCAGUAGAAUAACCCUGGUAAAAUAAAGGUAUUAUAUAAGAGUAGUUCACUGAUUCUUUUUUGUAAAUCACACUUUUGCACCAGUAGGUGGCAACAAAUCAACGUUUUUCAUGUGUUUUGAGUCAUUAAAGCAUUUAUAAAGCACAGAGACCGAAACAAGUCUAAUUAUACUUCAUCAAACAACAAAGAUUAUAAUUUUGUGAACUGCUGUGCAUGACCAUGGAAUAUACAAAAAAGAUGACAUAGCCUAUAAGUAAUUACAGGCUUUAAUUACCUCCUGAUAUCAUUGUAAUGUCAUUAGUCACUUUUACUCUUUUUCUUUUUUUUUCUCUCUUCUCCCCCAAUUUGGAAUGCCCAAUUCCCAAUGCGCUCUAAGUCCUCGUGGUGGCGUAGUGACUCGCCUCAAUCCGGGUGGCGGAGGACGAAUCUCAGUUGCCUCCACGUCUGAGACCGUCAAUCCGCGCAUCUUAUCACGUGACUUGUUGAGUGUGUUACCGCGGAGACGUAGCGUGUGUGGAGGCUUCACGCUAUUCUCCGCGGCAUCCACGCACAACUCACCACACGCCCCAUUGAGAGCGAGAACCACAUUAUAGCGACCACAAGGAGGUUACCCCAUGUGACUCUACCCUCCCUAGCAACCGGGCCAAUUUGGUUGCUUAGGAGACCUGGCUGGAGUCACUCGGCACACCUUGGAUUCCAACUUUCGACUCCAGGUGUGAUAGUCAGCGUCAAUACUCGCUGAGAUACCCAGACCCCAGUCGCUUUUACUCUUAAUUAAUCCAGCCCCUUU
This is a messenger RNA of Myxocyprinus asiaticus (Chinese sucker), 6433 nucleotides long. RefSeq names its product phosphatidylinositol 3,4,5-trisphosphate 5-phosphatase 2A. The coding region runs from base 152 to 3949 and encodes 1265 amino acids. Gene Ontology annotation, molecular function: protein binding; phosphatase activity. NCBI's taxonomy places the organism in Eukaryota, Metazoa, Chordata, Actinopteri, Cypriniformes, Catostomidae. Gene Ontology annotation, biological process: phosphatidylinositol dephosphorylation. The transcript is spliced from 27 exons. The record is from RefSeq and is a predicted model, not a curated record.